This is a messenger RNA of Lagopus leucura (white-tailed ptarmigan), 3278 nucleotides long. It is a transcript of the gene ACTR1A, whose product is annotated as actin related protein 1A. The record is from RefSeq and is a predicted model, not a curated record. Bases 65 to 1195 code for a protein of 376 amino acids. The transcript has 11 exons. Lineage: Eukaryota; Metazoa; Chordata; Aves; Galliformes; Phasianidae.
UGCGCAUGCGCCGCCGCCGGUUGGGCUGUUGCUCCCUGACGGGUGACUGCGGCGGGUCCUCGCCAUGGAGUCCUACGACGUGAUAGCGAACCAGCCCGUCGUGAUAGACAACGGUUCAGGUGUGAUUAAAGCAGGUUUUGCUGGUGAUCAAAUACCGAAAUACUGCUUUCCAAACUAUGUGGGCAGACCAAAGCACGUUCGUGUUAUGGCUGGUGCUUUAGAAGGGGAUAUUUUCAUUGGUCCAAAGGCAGAGGAGCACAGAGGUCUCCUCUCAAUCCGAUACCCAAUGGAACACGGCAUAGUGAAGGACUGGAACGACAUGGAGCGCAUUUGGCAGUACGUGUAUUCAAAAGAUCAGCUUCAGACAUUCUCAGAGGAGCAUCCUGUGCUGUUGACGGAAGCACCACUAAACCCACGCAAAAACAGAGAACGUGCUGCUGAAGUGUUCUUUGAGACCUUCAACGUUCCAGCACUAUUCAUCUCCAUGCAGGCUGUGCUCAGUCUGUAUGCUACUGGGAGGACCACAGGAGUGGUGCUGGACUCUGGGGAUGGCGUUACCCACGCGGUGCCCAUCUAUGAAGGCUUUGCCAUGCCUCAUUCCAUCAUGAGGAUUGACAUUGCAGGCCGCGAUGUCUCGCGCUUCCUGCGUCUCUAUCUCCGGAAGGAAGGCUACGACUUCCACACAACCUCAGAGUUCGAGAUUGUAAAGACCAUCAAGGAGCGUGCCUGCUAUCUGUCCAUAAACCCCCAGAAGGAUGAGACUCUGGAGACAGAGAAGGCUCAGUACUACCUUCCAGAUGGAAGCACUAUUGAGAUCGGCUCUGCCCGCUUUCGUGCCCCGGAGCUCCUGUUCCGGCCAGACCUGAUAGGGGAAGAAUGUGAAGGACUCCACGAGGUGCUCGUUUUUGCCAUUCAAAAAUCAGACAUGGAUCUGAGGCGAACACUUUUCUCCAACAUUGUGCUGUCUGGUGGCUCCACGCUUUUCAAAGGUUUUGGAGAUAGGCUCUUGAGCGAAGUGAAGAAACUAGCUCCAAAGGAUGUCAAAAUAAGGAUAUCAGCUCCUCAGGAGAGAUUGUAUUCUACGUGGAUUGGGGGCUCCAUUCUGGCCUCGCUGGAUACUUUUAAGAAAAUGUGGGUUUCAAAAAAGGAGUAUGAAGAAGAUGGAGCUCGUGCCAUCCACCGAAAAACCUUCUAGCCCUGGGACCUAUCCUCAGUCUCUGAAGACUCACUUCAGUUCUAAACUCGCUUUUCUGAGUCCGAGUGUCUGAGAGCUGCCUGUAUGUGUGUGUGUGCGCCAGCAUGCCCCGACGUCACUGAGCAAAGACAACAGCAGCAGGAGGGUUGGAUUAGUACUAACUACUUAUUUUUUUUAUUUUUGUUGGUUUUUUUCUUUAAUGGAAAGGAUGAAAUACCAGUCUGCUUUUCUUCAGAAUGGCCCCUUCCUUUUUCAUUUCAGUUCCUUAGUUUCUGUGUUACGAUCACAUUUGCCACUGUAAAACAAGCAAGGAAAAAGAAGGGAACAGCUUAGAAUCUGCCUAGCAAGUCAGAAGGGAGCUAACCACUGCAAACUGCUCACGUAGGCUUUAGUCAGCCUGACUGCAAUGCCUGGAUUGUCUGGAAAUACAUAGCUGAAGCCCCAUAGCUACUUUCUUCCUCAGCAGUGUCUCCACCAUCAGUAGACUUUUGAAGUUGUUUUUAAUGUCUUUUGUUUUUUCUUAAAUUGAAAGAAAGCACAUUCUGAACAGUUAAGCCCAUUUGCCCCCACUAUUUUCAGUGUGUGUGUGUGAGUGUGUAACUUCUCAGACUGAUGUGGGGUUCUGUGCCACAGCUGGAGAAGAUGGUGAUAGGACUUAGUUUGUAUUGCAUGGAGUAGAACAAAGCAAUCUCUAAUCGGCUUUCAUUACGCUAGACGGUUAUUCUCUUGUUCCUUCUUUUAAAUACCUUUCCUCCUCUGGAGUGAAGGCACUUGAGUGUCCUCCCUCAACCUGCCAAGACUUACAGCUUUCAUGUUCUUUCUCUGCAGGAGUUGGGGCUGCUUCCCUCCUCCUCUGCCACGUCAGGGCAACGGAAUUGUGUAUUUCCAGCCAGGCAUAACUCUUGUGUACUUCAUCCAUUUGGGGGCAAAAUAAUAGUUGGAAAGGUGCAUUGUAAUGUAAGAAUUGUUUUAUUUAUUGAAAUCUCUGAGGAUAUCUCAAAUACUGACCAUAGCACCUGGGACUUGUUCUUUGGCUCUUCUUUGAAUACCUGCUAUCCAGUUGUCCAUUGUUUUACGUUAACACUGUUUACAGCACACAUGCUUAGCAUAAUAACUAGUCAGCCCUGCUACAGCACUCAAUAACUGUUUUUUAGGAAGUUUUGCUGUUCUCUGAAUACACUACAUGAGAGGACAAUAAAUGGUAUUGGUAUGUGUACAGUGAUGUGAGCAGCAGGGUUGUGAGCAGCAAGCUGUUCAGUGGCUGUGUUCUGCUGUCCCACUGAGCUGCUUAUGCCUCCAGAGCAGCUUGUGUUGGGUUGCGGCACUGUUAGUUGUGAGUGUUCUUAUGCAUUACUUGGUGCUCAUUUGCUUCACCACUGAUUUUCUGCAGUACCUGGCGUUAGCAGUGGGCCUGGAGUUGCUUGGUGGCAGUUCCUCUGAGUUCCCCUCCUUUCUCCUCAUUUCCACACAUCACCCUGGGGUUGCUCUCCAGAGCCAAGACAGGGAAAGAGCUGGAAGGCUGCAGCAGCCCUGCUCCAGAGGCCUGGCAGAAGCCUGUGCACUGCCCCAUCAGACAUGAAUGUAAGCAGGUAGCGUGCUGCUCCAGCUGGAAGCACAUUCUCAGGGCUCACUGCUGGGCUCAGAGAAGUUGGAGGAGGUAGGCAGAUUUGGUGGUCUGUUCCCAGCUGAGGCCACACUGCUCGCUCUCUUACUCCUGUCAGAACAGAUUGUAUUUAAGUAAGAACAAGUCAGAGAGAGAAGAGCUGUCAAUGCUCAGCCUUGUUCUGACAGAAGAUCGUGGCAGUCUUGCUGAUUAGCUGCAGCAUGCAGAGAGAAAAAAAUCCUCUCUAUUCACCUAUCACAUGCCCCAGGCAGUGCCAGUGAUCUCCUCCCCCUCCCCAGCUCCUCUGCUGGCCUUGCAGAAGCAGCAGUGCUCCAUUCUGUAAACUGCAGUGACCGGACAGAAAGGUGCCAUCUCCAAUCUAGCGUUCAUUUGAUCUGCCUGCCUGUUCCCUCGCACACUGUCCAAACCAUGUUGCCUGGUGGUGCCCAGCAUACUUAAAUAAAGUCAUUCAUAUACAAA